Molecule: messenger RNA, 2849 nt
Organism: Esox lucius (northern pike)
Lineage: Eukaryota; Metazoa; Chordata; Actinopteri; Esociformes; Esocidae
Gene: pax8
Product: paired box 8
Exons: 13
Coding region: 421-1845 (474 amino acids)
Biological process (GO): regulation of transcription by RNA polymerase II; anatomical structure development
Molecular function (GO): RNA polymerase II cis-regulatory region sequence-specific DNA binding; DNA-binding transcription factor activity, RNA polymerase II-specific
Source: RefSeq, a predicted model, not a curated record
CUGUUGGAUAAAACCUCGCACGAUAGCCUAUUAGUAGUAGGUCCUAAACAGCUACACCGUCUCUGACUGUUGAGAGCAUCAUACCACACGCUUUAUCAAAGAUUAAAUUGGAUCAACCCGGCCGAUGGUACAUGUUCUCCAGUGUGAUCUAGCAUUGGAUAAUAAUAAGGAUAUCUGUCCGGACCUUUAAUCUGCAAGACGAAGCGCAUUUAAGAGUGCACUCAGGAACACAUUCAUGCCAAGCGAGGCCCCAUGGACUAAAAACAUCUAAUUAACUCGGAGAAAGCGUGGACCCUCUUACAUUUGGCAAGGACACCCAACGAACAAGACCUCAGAGAUAUGUCCAACACCACCGGACGAGGAAACCCAUACCCGGAGCGAGGAAUCUAGAGGUCAGAACCAGGAUUGAGAACAUCUAGAAUGUGGAAGACUUACACAGAGCUGUCUAGACCAGAGGCUGUCAAAUUUCUAGCUAGAGCCGACUUAAUUGGUCAUGGGGGUCUUAACCAACUAGGCGGAAUGUUUGUGAAUGGCCGCCCGCUUCCGGAGGUGAUCCGGCAGCGCAUCGUGGACAUGGCCCAUCAGGGCGUCCGCCCCUGUGACAUCUCUCGCCAGCUCCGGGUCAGCCACGGCUGCGUCAGUAAGAUCCUGGGACGCUACUACGAGACAGGCAGCAUUAAGCCAGGAGUGAUUGGGGGAUCUAAACCCAAGGUGGCUACUCCUAAAGUGGUGGAUAAGAUAGCGGAGUACAAGCGGCAGAACCCCACUAUGUUUGCCUGGGAGAUCAGAGAUCGGCUUCUGGCUGAGGGCGUGUGUGACAGCGACACCGUUCCCAGCGUCAGUUCCAUCAACAGAAUAAUCCGAACCAAGGUGCAGCAGCCAUUUAACCUGCCUCUGGAUGGCAAAGGCCUGAGCCCAGGACACACACUCAUUCCCAGUUCAGCUGUCACUCCUCCCGAGUCGCCUCAGUCCGACUCCCUGGGCUCCACUUACUCCAUCAGUGGCCUGCUGGGUAUCCCACAGCCCAGCCAGGAGGGCAAGAGGAGCCAUGAUGACAGUGACCAGGAGAGCUGUAGACACAGUGUGGACUCUCAGGGCAGUGGGGGCGUUCCCAGGAAGCAGCUGAGGCCGGAGCACUUCCCCCCGCAGCACCCAGACUGCGGCUUCGACCGUCACCACUACCCUCCAGACUCCUUCAGCACGGCUGCAGCCAGCAAGACGGAGCAGACUUUGUACCCUCUCUCGCUCAUCAACGGCAGUCUAGAAGACGGGAAGACAAGCCUCUCAUCAUCGAGUGCUGCUAUUGGUCGGAACCUGGCGGCGCACCAAGGCUACACCGUGGUGUCAGAUCCCCUACAGCCCCUCCCACUUUGUCUGAAACAGGAAAUGUCCCCUGAGGUGACCAGCACGAGCCCCUCCCCAAACAUGGUGGCCAACUCAGCUUUUCUGGAGCUGCAGUCCAUACAGGGCCCUGUCUCUGUCAGUAGCAGCUGCAGCAGCUCCAACCAUUUCCCUCAUGCAUUCAACUCAUUCUCCCAUCAUGCACCAGUGUACGGCCAGUUCAGCAGCCAGUCUCUCAUAGCAGGAAGGGACAUGGUCAGUUCGACUCUCCCUGGCUACCCUCCUCACAUCCCCUCCAGUGGCCAGACAGGCUACUCAUCCUCGGCCAUCACUGGCAUGGUAGCAGGUGCGGACUACUCUGGCCAGACCUACACUCACUCCCCAUACACCUCCUACAGUGAAGCUUGGAGGUUCACCAAUUCUAGCAUACUCGGUUCCCCCUACUACUACGGCUCGGCCUCCCGCACCGCUCCACCACCCACCGCUGCCUAUGACCAUCUCUAGCUUCCACGGGCCAAAUAGUAGCAAGACAACUGAACAUGUGGACCAACAGGAAAAUGCAGCAAGGGACAGGGAAAUGACUGGACUGUCUCCAAAUAAUGGACAGGGGGAGUAAAGACAUUGGAAGGACACUGAAGACUGGACCAGCAAUGCUUGAGCAUGAACUCAUGGACAACUAAUGAAUUAUUUAUUUGUUUUGAAUGACAGCCUCAACCAGGGUGGCUUUACACGUUUACACAUGACAUUCUGAACACUAAUACAUUGGGAGACUGAUUUCUGUGACUUUUUCAGUUACAAAGCCCUGAAUCUACAUCCUGUAUCCAUUGCUCCAAAGCUGUUGCGCCAAAGACGUUCUAAAAUAGCACAUUUUGCAACACGCUGUAACUCUGACUUCAUGGUGACGUCACAGGAUGUGCUAUACUGUCACAGUGCAGUAAGUGCUUUUUGUGUAGCUUCGCCUGAAUUUGCAUCAAGUUUACAACAGUUUUCUACAAUUACCCAAAUCUCUUUCACAUUCUAGUGUCUGUUUUUCAGGGUUUUCUGUUUUGAAUUCAAAAUUCUGCCUCUUUCAGCUUACCACCUAAAGAAAACCUUCCACAUGUUAAAUGUAAUGUAGUGUCAAUAGUCUGGAUGAGAUAUGCAUCACACAUGUCAUCACAGAAAAAUGUCCUCAUGUCCUUUAAAAGAAAAUGUGUUAUAAAUUGAACUGUCUGAUUUAGGCCUACUCUUGUUUGGCAGUAUGUAUAUAUUGUAAAUGGCAAACUACUCCUGAGAAAGAAAUGCAAUUUUAUCAGAAGGAUGAUUUGGGGUGGAUUUUCUGGGGAUUAAUGACUUAGUUUCUGAAAAACAAAACAACUUGAAAGAUUCUUUUUCUUCAAUGAUAUUUCAAUGUUUCGUAAGAACUGUGACAAAACAUUUCUUUUCUUAUAAUGUUAUUAUUAUUAUUGAAGAUGUAAAUACUGAAUUUCUAAAGAAUUAUUUUAAUUAAAUAAAGCAUGACAAAGUUA